Messenger RNA from Gilbertella persicaria, 1411 nucleotides. RefSeq names its product aspartate aminotransferase. Gene Ontology annotation, cellular component: mitochondrion. The transcript is spliced from 6 exons. The record is from RefSeq and is a predicted model, not a curated record. Gene Ontology annotation, biological process: L-aspartate catabolic process; biosynthetic process. Bases 64 to 1335 code for a protein of 423 amino acids. Lineage: Eukaryota; Fungi; Mucoromycota; Mucoromycetes; Mucorales; Choanephoraceae. Gene Ontology annotation, molecular function: pyridoxal phosphate binding; L-aspartate:2-oxoglutarate transaminase activity.
CUUUCAUUUCUUCUCACCCUCCUCUCUCUCUUUUUUUUUCUUCUCGUAACCUUAAUUCCCAACAUGCUUUCUGCCAUCACCCGUGCUUCAAUCAAGCCUAGCCGUAUGGCUUCUCGUGCUUUCAUUUCUACUUGGAACGCUGUUCCUCAAGGUCCCCCAGAUGCUAUUUUGGGUGUUACUGAAGCCUUCAGGAAAGACACUUCUCCCAACAAGAUGAACUUGGGUGUUGGUGCUUACCGUGAUGAUGGUGGUAAGCCCUAUGUCUUGACCUCUGUCAAGAAGGCUGAGAAAAUCUUGAUUGAAAAGAAUUUGGAUAAGGAAUAUGCUGGUAUUACCGGUGUUCCUGCUUUCACCAAGGCUGCUGGUGCUCUUGCUUAUGGUGAUGAUAGCUCUGUCAUUGCUGAAAACAGAUUGGCUAUCACUCAAUCUAUUUCUGGUACGGGCGCCCUUCGUAUUGGUGCUGAAUUUUUGAAUGCUUGGUACCCUCAUGCAAAGAACAUUAUUGUGCCUAAUCCUACUUGGGGUAACCAUAUUCCUAUCAUGAAGAAUGCUGGUCUCAACUUGGAAAAGUACACUUACUUUGACAAGCAAACCAAUGGUCUCAACAUUGAUGGCAUGUUGGAAGAUCUUCACAAAUCUCCCAAGAACACAAUUGUCUUGCUCCAUGCUUGUGCUCAUAACCCUACUGGUGUUGACCCCACUAAGGAACAAUGGGACCAAAUCUCCAAGGUGAUCAAGGAACGUGAACACUUUGCCUUCUUUGAUAUGGCCUACCAAGGUUUCGCUUCUGGUGACUGUACCAACGAUGCUUACGCUCUCCGCAAGUUUGUUGAUGAAGGUCACCAAGUCAUUUUGGCCCAAUCCUUUGCCAAGAACAUGGGUCUCUAUGGUGAACGUGUUGGUUCCUUCUCUGUUGUCUGUGCUGAUGCUGAAGAAAAGUCUCGUGUUGAUUCUCAACUCAAGAUUAUCAUUCGUCCCAUGUACUCUAACCCUCCUAUUCACGGUGCCCACCUUGUCCACACUGUCUUGGACACUCCUGAAUUAAAGAAAGAAUGGCUUGGUGAAGUUAAGCACAUGGCUGACCGUAUCAUCACCAUGAGACAAAAGCUCAGAGGUCACCUUGAAAACGACUUUGGAUCCAAGAAGAGCUGGAACCACAUUACUGACCAAAUCGGUAUGUUCUGUUAUUCUGGUAUGACUCCUGAACAAGUUGACAAGAUCAAGUCUGAGUGGCACGUUUACUUAACUCAAGAUGGUAGAAUUUCCAUGGCUGGUAUUUCUUCUCAAAACGUCAAGUACCUCGCUGAAGCCAUUCACAAUGUCACCAAGGACUAAACCAUACAAAACAAAAUAAUUGCUGUAAAAUAGAUGUUUCUUUCAAUUCCUUAUUAAAAAUCACCUUUCAUCACAA